Messenger RNA from Spodoptera littoralis (African cotton leafworm), 2238 nucleotides. NCBI's taxonomy places the organism in Eukaryota, Metazoa, Arthropoda, Insecta, Lepidoptera, Noctuidae. The record is from the annotation of a GenBank genome assembly.
AUGGAUCCGCAAGAAUUAGUACCUUUGGAAUCGGGCCUCCCCCUCCCGCGCCCCCACCAUGGGACCAGGAACUGCUACCUGGCUCCUCGCACCUGCUACACAGCUCCACUCCGCCUGUGUCGGCUACUGGCGCUACUCUUCGGGAUGCCCACCGUAUUCCUCAUGGUACCACUGUAUUUAAGAUAUCGGGUGUUCCUUGGCCAGAUGUACCCGAUGAGUAUGACAGACAUGCGGCUGAUAGAUAGUAAGAUAUCGCCCACUUGGUGCCAGAGACAAGUGGUGCGUUCAAACACGACGUUCAACGCGUUCGUGGUGCCUGGCCCGCCGGAGCUGACUGACGAGCUAGUACCGGUGUCCAUGACGAGGGAGCUGGAGCUAGACGAUGAUAUGAAGGAGUACUGGGGGUUCUAUCUGUUGAAGGGAUCCUCGGUCACCGUGUCUGCUUGUGUGAGCUACCCUGGUGCAUCCCUCAUCAUGAUCAAAGGAUACAAGCACCUACAAGACUGCGCCUACAUAGGCGAUGACUCUUCAGAAGAGAUCAAUGAACUAAUCGAAGCCAACAGACUCGGUCUUUUAUCUGAUGAUGCGCUGAAUAAAAAAAUAUCCGAACUGAAAGUGGAGAAUGGAAAAGUCAAUAAUCCAGAAACAAUGAAGAGACACAAGUCUGGCGUCAGUUUCCAUGAUCCGAAGAACCAUGUUGAUGAGAACGUGACAUCAACAUCAUCGGAAAACUUAGCCACAGUAGACGUCACUGACCAUGAUCCUAAGGAGCUUCGAGAAAUUCUAGAACGUCUCCACGCUCUACGAGAAGCUGCGAAGAUCCAGAUAGCUAAGAACUACCGGCCACCAUCAAACAUCAUGUCUCUGCCGGCGCUGCACAGGCAUAGGGAUGCUAAUGUCGAUAAGGAAGAAAGAAAAUGGAUUUCUUUUCAAGAUAUCGAUGGGAAUGCUAGCGAAAUAUUAACAAAAUUAGAAAUAUCUACAACAGAGACUGUGCCUACUGAAGGCAAACACGAAACUCUCAAAGAAGAAAAGCCCAAUAAUACUACACCAACAUUAUUAACUAAAUUAAUAGGUAAAACAGAAGUCAAAACAACCACAGAAGAUAUCACAAAGCCAGAAGAAAACAACAAAGUUUUAACUAGUCAAGAAGAAAAAAGUAAAACAGAUCAUAAUAAAAAUGUCAAGGAAGAAGAUAAUUUAGUCGUAGUAGAAAAUGAAGAAGAAUUAACAUCAGUAGCAAUAGAAGAUACACAGGGUGAUCUGAAAAUUGUUGCUACGGAUUAUACAUCUGAGCAGAGUCCAACAAACGGAACGGAGCCGAAUUCAAAAGAAGUGUUUGAAGAUGUGCUGCACAGACUACAGGCACUGGGAGACAAGGGGAAGAGGGUGCUGAUGAGGCUGCAUGAGACCAUGGGAGUCGAAUAUGAAGAGGAGACACCAGCAACCAAAUCGAAGCCGGACAUCAUGUCGGUAGUGACGGGCAGUGGUGAGGAGUUGGACAGGCUGCGGCGAGUGCUGGUGGAAGCCAUUGACGAGGAAAAGAACAGGUCGCAGAGAGAACAAAAACGUCGUGAUGCUGCUGAACAGGCGCGUAAGAAGCGAGAGGCCAUGCUGGGCCAUAUCGAGCUCGUGAAGGAACUCAAUGAAAAUGAUGAAGAGAGAAAUCAUGCUGGGGAAAUGGAUGCAGAUGGUUACGCUGACCACCAUAUGUUAGUCAACGAGACAACUCCCCUCGACAUGAGUAACUCAGAGUUCUGGUCCUCGUUCUCCAGCAGUGAGGAGGCUCUGUUAGAGUGCGAGGGCCUGAUCCUCAACCUCCCUCUGACUCCACAUCGCCACUGCUUCAGGAAUGCUUCCGAAAAUGAAGCCUUUGCCGCUGCCAAAGCUAAUGCCCUUACUUAUAGGGUCCCAGCGAACGGCUACUACUUCUUCGUGUUCAACUCGGAGAACGAAGUACAGCGGAACUACAUCCGCGCGCGGUUCGAGCUGCAGAAGACGCGCUACGACGUGGCGCGCACCGCGCUGCGCACCUGCACCAACACCACGGCGCGCUGCGACCUGCCACUCGACAUCUUCUCCACGCAGAAGGUGGUGCUAGAAGUCCCCCUAAGGAACAACGACUCCCUAUGGAACGAGCAGUUCCUCAUCAUAUCGGAGUGUGAGCCUCGGACCUCCAUCUACAUCUUCUGCGUCAUUGCGGUGCCUAUACUUAUACUCGUGUUCGGCUUCCAAUGA